Molecule: messenger RNA, 6081 nt
Organism: Ictalurus punctatus (channel catfish)
Lineage: Eukaryota; Metazoa; Chordata; Actinopteri; Siluriformes; Ictaluridae
Gene: bag5
Product: BCL2 associated athanogene 5
Exons: 5
Coding region: 707-2200 (497 amino acids)
Biological process (GO): protein stabilization; regulation of inclusion body assembly; negative regulation of protein ubiquitination
Cellular component (GO): cytoplasm; nucleus; membrane
Molecular function (GO): adenyl-nucleotide exchange factor activity; protein-folding chaperone binding
Source: RefSeq, a predicted model, not a curated record
CUGUGUGUCAGAUAUUAGUCUGAGUGAAGGAUAUACUAAAUGACUAAUGACUGAAUUGCUACACGGUCUGUUUUGGCUUGUUUUUAGUGUUUGUUCUGCGCUGUCAAAGGUAACUUCUGGCCAUCCUUGUGAUUACUGUAUUUCUUCAGUAAAACACACUAGCUGGCAAAAUUAUAAGAAAUCCCGCACUCAAGCGGGCAAUUUUGAACGCUUGUUUGUUUAAAAUAAAUGAUCGACCAUGACCGUUCAAAUCGUUAAGACAGACAGACUCAGGACUAGCUGUGUAGCUAACGGUGUGACAGCAAGAUAAGCUAGCUGUUGGACACAAUAAGAGGUUGUCCCACUUGCUAGCUCCCUAGCUAGCACAUAAUCCAAAGCGGAGAUCGUUUUAAAUUCAAGGACAGGGUUGUGUUAGUGCAGUGUGUGGCAUUUUGAUUAGAAAUAUCAGAUUGUCGCGAUUAUGUAGUUAUGCUAUUUUAUUGGUCGCAUUGUAUGUUACUGGAGUGACCCAAACCUGACGGCUCUCCCCGUUCAGUGAGUUGGUUUCGUCCGUAUGAUGGGCGGGGCCGUGUGGUGCAGCUCAGCCUGAAUCAGCUGCCUAGGAUUUCUGGUAUUCACCAGCUGCAGCGUUUUCUGCGCGUUACUGAAGUAGUACAACGCAAAAAUAUUGGUUCAGUCUAGCUUAUGGAAACGGACCUCCACAGAAAUGUGCGCGAACGUCUUCGGAAUGUUGAAAAGCCUGUUUGGGAAGCCCUUUGAUGGUGGGAAGAGGACAAUGGACCAUGGCAGCCAACAGCAACAGCAACCACAGACCCAGUACAUGGCUGGGCCGUUCCAGGCAUACAUGGGCCCUCAGGGUCCAUACCCUGGGCCCCACCCCACCCUGGUGCGCCUGGAUGAGCUGCAAAGGGAAGUGGUGGCAUUAGGACAGCAAGUGUUUUCCUUCAGCGGCCUGCAGAGUGACAGAGAGUACAAACGACUCGAGCGGGAGCUGGCACGACUCCAGCUGGAGGUGGAUCAGGUGGAGACGGAGGGACGGAUGGAGCUGCAGCAGGCUCGGAAGAGGGCAGCCGGGGAGGUGGAGGGGUUGUUGCGCUACCUGGAGGGUAAUGCUACUCACCCAUCUCGAAUAGCUAUAGAGGAGCUGAGCCAGGAGACACAGAGGCUCCUUCUAGCAGGGGUGGUGGCUCCAUUUCGGCAAGGACAGGCUCAGGAUGCAGCUGAGACUGGUGAGGACCUUGUGGAGGCUGUGCAGGAUGUGGCAAUGCGCCUGGCCCAGAUCAAGACAGGAGGAAGUGUGCCGCUCAGGAAGGCCCGUUAUCGCGCUCUUACCCGCGUCUGUGCUGUACAGGAUGUGCUGGAGGGCCGCGUUCGCACGCACACACUUGCACUGCCUCUGUCUGAGGAGACCCAUGAGGCCGUGCAGCGCAUCAAUCAUGUGAUGGUGCAGGUGAGUGGUGCCCGCUGCCAGCUGGUUGCACUGCUGAUGGGGUUGAGUGGCCGGGAUAGCUGUGCCCACCUAGCACGUGUCCUCACUGAGCUGUUAGUGGAGCUGGAUGCACUGGACGUGUCCAGUAACACAGCCGUCAGGAACUACAGGAAGCAGGUGGUGGAAGAGAUCAACGGUCUCCUUAAACACCUCGACCUGGAGGGGGAGGGAGAUGACACUUGCAGGUAUGACUUGACGCAAAAUGACUCCAUCCGUGAAAUUGAGGCCAUCCGAGGACGUGUGUCUGUGCUGCGGGGAGAGGUAAUGAGACAGGGUAUAGCAGGCCAGGGGUUGGAGCUUCAGAGUCUUCUAACUCAUCUGGACCAAGUGGACACCGGACGGAACCCGUGCAUUCGAGAGGCACGGCGAAGGGCUGUGCUGGAGAUCCAGGCAGUCAUCACCUAUCUUGACCUCCGAGAAGCCCUCGGCCGCCGUAACCCAGGACCAGAUGAAUCCCCACCUCACACGGCUGUGUGGCGUGUCCUUGCCAGCCUCUCUGAGCUGCAUUUCCAAGUGCUCGGCUUUGAUGGAAAGAGAGCUGACAAGAGCUACAUGGUGCUUGAGGAGUUGCUGACCAAGCAGCUUCUGGCUCUGGAUGCCGUGGACCCUCAGGGGGACCAGGAAACAAAAACAGCACGUAAACAAGCGGUAAAAUAUGCCCAGAACAUCCUCAGCUACCUGGACAUGAAGACAGAUGAGUGGGAAUACUGAGAAAGAAAAUAGAAUAAAAGCAGAAUACUGGAAAGAUUCACUUGCACAAAGUGCUUUGAAAAUGUUUUGUGCCUAGUUAAUGGCAUGGUGGCGGAGGACUUGCACAAGUCGAAUUUGUAUAUAAAAGACUUUGUCCUAGAUGGUCAAUUUUUUUCCCCCUACAUGCACUACAAUUGCUCCUUUUCAAUUUGUCUGGUUAUUAUCCUAGUCAAUGGGCAGUGGGCCAGUUGUUACUGAAAACAGCAGUUUUGUUCACUAAACUGUCCGCAAGCAAACCUAUGCAGCAUUUGAGUGUUCUUGUUAAGAUUCUGGCUCCAUGAUCUGCUUUUUUGUUUACUUUGUGCUCAGUGUGGUAUGGAGCUAAAACCCUGUUUUCCCAGUCGACCAAUUGUCUAUAAGGAGCAUGUUAGGAGGAAGUUCAUCUGCGGUCUUUACUUAGUGUAGUUGCAACAUAGGACUGUAUUCCUGCCUACACCAUAACUUUUCUCAUCAGUAUGGAAAUGAUUAACCACAUGGCAGACACAAACAUUUAACAAAAAAUAAGGGAUGGCCCAUGUUUGAGCUCUGUAGAUUGGCUGGCCUGAAUAAGUAGCAUAGAAAGAUCUGUCCCAGGAUUGGGAAUUUUCACACAAAUAUUUAAAAUAAUAAUAAUAAUAAUAAUAAUAAUUUUCUUGGAUUACAAACGACUUAGUUUUGUUAAGCCUUUGUUGGCAAAAUGCAUACAUUACAUAUAAAGAUCAGCCUUUGUGAAGUGUUCUGUUUCAAGUGGGGUAUGGUAGAGAGAAACAGUGCCUGAAGAUGAUCAAAAAGAGAUUAUCUUGAGAAAAUCAAAUCGUUACAAGUCGUAUACCAACUAAUGAUGUUGCAGUGUGACUGAAUAGAAACGGGAAAAACAUUUUUAGCUAUUGUGUGUAAAGGCUUUUUAGCUUUGUGUGUGUGUGUGUAUGUUUGGUGUGGGUGGGGGGUGGAGGGGUGGGGGGGCAGACAUGAUGCUGAUCAAAGUAGACAGGGAAUUCUAGAACAUUCCACACAGAUGAAGUAGAGUGUCACAAGCUAUCAAAAUAGCACCUAAAAAUCGUUCAGCCCUUUUCUCUUUCUCAAAUGGUCAGGGUUUCCAUGGUUACAAACAUCAGGGCUUUGUCCCCUCCUUCUGUUGAGUUCAUAAGAGCAUUUCCCUGUGAAUAUGCAGUGAGUCAUGCUGCAUGAUCAGAUUAAUCAGCUUUGACUAACCUGACUCUCCUCAACCCAAUCAUCCAACAUUCCAUCAUUAGUUUUUUUUCCCCCUCACUUUCUUUUUUUCUGUCUUCCACCUAAACAUUCUCCACUCCUUCAGCUGAGUCUGUCUAAGCUCUACAUAUGCUUGUUCUGGGAUUGUUGAUCAUGAAAACCUUUGCACUCAAACCUUUGGAAGUACUUGGCUGUCUUAAGAUUUUUGUUUUCUGCAUCUGCUGGUCAUGAGAGAAGACCAAUAUCAGAAAGUAUAAGCAAAUGGGGUCAUUUAGAGUACACCCGAAAUAACUAAAUUCAACAGAGGAUGUGAUGCAAUAAGAUGCUAGUGCAAAGGACAGAAAACUGGGACAGGGAAAUGAAGCUGUGAAAUAUGCAGGAGGUAAAGAAAAAGCCAGAUGUGGUAACUGCCCAGGGGUUUGUUGUGGUCUCGUAGUCUGCUUGUGUCAUUGUCACAUUCUGUCUUCAUUGGGUGUUGUCUGAGUUUGUGGCGGCCAUUGUGUCAGUCAAGCUGAAAAAGUCGUAUCCCAGACAAAGCCAAAUACUGAACUAAAUGCAGACUGAAAAUCCAAUCAAAAUGCUUCAUAUUUGUGCACUUAACUUCUGUCUGGACAGCUAUGACAAAGCACAUAAACGUGCUCAAAUUUGCACAUUAUAUGCAGUUUAGUGGUUCUCCCAGACCCACACAGUGGUCACAUAUAAAUGUGCUAUCAUUCUCCAGUGCCAGCAGAAAGUGUAAAAGUGGUUUGAGUGCAACACGUAUAACAGUUGCAUUGUUUUUCCAACACGCCACAUUUCAAUUAACCCGGUGCUUCGUUUACAAAUUUAGACAUGGCUUGAGGCCAUUUCUGGUUUUUUGGAGAAUUCAAAAUGAGUUGUCUUUUUUUCUUCUGAACAGAUCCAUGUAUUCUCCCUUUUUCUGUGAAAGUCAUGCAAUCAUCUCAGUGAAGGUGUCUCCAUGGUGACAAUACAAUGUGUGGAUUUGCCUCAAACUAAAACAAUUACAACAUACACCUCUGUGAGAGGUAAUGUUAGUUGAUAUUUUCAGUGCUGUAGGAUAGGAAUUCAUGUUUCAGGCCUAGUUAGAGUAGCAGCACUCUGUAAAGUGAGAAUAAUUGGAUUUUAAAAGUCAUUUACUCUUAAAUACUCAUCAAUUUCAAUUCAGCGGUUUAAUUUCAGAAGCACUUUCCAUAUGAAUUUCUGUAGCAUCUUGGGAACAAAGCAACUCUGGAAUCUCUAAUUUAGUACUAGAGAUUGAUAUCUGAUCUGGUGCUAAAACACUCACAAACACUUGUAAACACUUGUAUCCUGUACUACAGAGUAUUACUUGUUAGCUUUUUUUGUUUGUUUGUUUGUUUGUUUGUUUUUUUAUAACAGUGUGAUGUAGGCUGGUACACAGUGUCCGCUGUUUACUUUUGUCUAGCAGACCCAGAUGUUUAAAUGUCACUGGUGGAUGGAUGCAGGUAAAUCAAUAGAAGUUCCAGCUUAUUGAGAGAUACUAUAAAUGACCCCUUACAUCUUGAGGUAUGUAAUUAGCUAUAAAGCACUUUCAGUUCAGUGGAUUUUAGUUUCAUCCCAUGCUCUUUCCUCUCUAGUGCCAAAAUAUAAAGUGUUUAUGCUUGUAGCAUAUCACAUAAACCACAAAGAACAUCAGCUGCAUAGAUGUAGAAUGUAACGAGGAAUGUCCUAUUUCUGUGGCAUACCAAAGGUUCCCUGGUCUUAACCUUGCAUAACGAUCAAGGGAAAUUUGGUAUUAAAUAAAAGAGAAGGGAAAUUGUAGUUUUAUUUUACUUAUCAGACCACUUGAAGGAGAAUGUGUUUAUGUGGUCAGGUUUAUAGAAUACUUUUCUCAAUGUUACAUACCAUUUGAGAUGUUGAUUGUGCGAGGCUUGCUUUGUGUGCUGUCUGGAGUACGCUUGUACAGAAAAAGCACACAAUUUUGAACAGCUGUAUGAAUGUGUUGAUUAAUUGGAGUAUUUACAUUUUAUUUAUCUCGUUAAGGAAGGCGAUAAAUAAAAGGUGAAUAAAAAUCCUGUGCAUGGCAAGAUGUUCAUUUGUGCCUGAACUGGAUCAGCUUGUUUCUAUGGCAACAUUUCCCAUUGGAAAGCAAAUGGCAGGUAAAGUAUUCAAAAAAUGCAGUUGGAUCAAAUGCUAUUAGGAACACCUAAGACCUCCCUUGUUCUUCAUUUUACAGAAUCAAGACUAAUCACAUGGUGUUGAGAUUCAUCCAGUAAAGUACACUUAUUUCACCUGCUUAUCUGCUGUGCACUGGCAAUCCAAAAUACCUUCCAGAUAAAAGUUCAGCUAUCCACAUACCUGUCAGUGUGGUGCUGUGCAGCCUGUGAUGUUUAUAUCAAAAGACAAGAUCAGAGUCACUGAAGUCAGUAUUGAGAUUAACAGCACUAGGUUUUUGUACAUGUGCUUCUGCUUGUUAAGAGUGUGACAAAUGUGCAAUAGGUAACAUACUUACCUAGAAAUGCAUGUAGAACGUGCAGGGAAAAAGUUGAUGCAAUAUUAGCAACAGCCUACCAUACUUCUGUAUUUACAUGUACCUCCUGUCACAUGUUAUAAGCACCCUCAAAACCGCUUCAGUUCAACCCUGUUUUCUUCAGAAAGGUAAAUAUAGAAGAUAGUGCCAACAAUCUUUUGCUAAA